GCUCGAGCAUCGCAAUUCGUCAUGAAUCUCGAGCCUACAAUGUCAAGAACUGAGAAGGUACCAUCUCCGCUGGGGAUCACUCAUAUGUUGCGGUAGAAUUGGAGGCAGUGCGUUUUCCCGAAUCGGGUCAUUCAUGCCUCUGUUGUUGUGUUGUUGCCUCUACUAAUACUAAUCUGAUGAUGAUGGGUUAACUCACUCUACUAAGUUUCAUAAUCUAAUUUGGCUCUUCCGUUUCAUUCGACUACCGGCACUAUCAUUCCCCCAGAUCCUCUAGCCUUUCUCCCCUCAAUCGGAUUUGUUCCGCUGGAAAAUUACCUCCUUCAGAAUUACCACAAUCGAGUCGUCAUCAUGAGUCCAAUGUCUUUCCGCAUGAUAUCCCUCGCUCUCCUCUCUCUUGUCUCCUUUGCCCUCACAGCUCCUACUUCAUGCGCACCUGGACAGCUAUGCGACAACGGUAUAACGGUCUUCAAACUGGUGACUAUUCGAGAUGACAUGCCCGAACUCCACAACAAGGCCCUCACAGCUUUCAACUCCACUCUGGGCAUCUUUCCCAGACAAACCAACACCGAGGCCAUCCCCGGUGCAUACGGCAUCUAUAUCCCACCUCGUACCGCCGAGUUCCAGCCCGAUUCCACCUAUGGGCCCGCGCGGCUGUCCGCCUGGCCAUUUGGCAUUGUCGGUCACCAGCUUGCUUUGGUAGGCCGCAACGAUUCGCCAGGACUGUACACAAUGAAAGACACGUUGUCACUGGAAGAGCGAAAUCCGCCAGGGGAUGAGGUGCGGAUGACGGAUGGCUGGGUAGUCGGCGAGGACGGACUGCUUGGAUAUGCGAUGCCGCCCUCCACAGGAUCGACCGAACGGGCAGGAUGGUUCGCAUUCCCCGUGGAUGUCAGGCCAGGUGCGCCCAAAAAGGGUGACUGGGCGAUCAAGUGGUAUGAACCGGAUUUGGCCGUCGUUAUCCAAAUCGGACAGCGUGUUGAAAUCCAGGUAGUGGCGGAUGAGGACCAGAGGUGGGGGUGAUAUGGAUGACUAUUGUUGCGACCCUCGCAGAAUGGCCAUCGGCAAUGGUCAUCAGCACGGAAAUGUUUACCAGUUCCAAGCGGGGCAGUUAUGAUCCGCAGAUACAACUAAACGAAGACUUUCCAAAGUAAAGAAGAAUAUGAUUUGGC
Messenger RNA from Eremomyces bilateralis CBS 781.70, 1169 nucleotides. RefSeq lists its product as uncharacterized. Bases 349 to 1020 code for a protein of 223 amino acids. Lineage: Eukaryota; Fungi; Ascomycota; Dothideomycetes; Eremomycetales; Eremomycetaceae. The transcript is spliced from 3 exons. The record is from RefSeq and is a predicted model, not a curated record.